Molecule: messenger RNA, 762 nt
Organism: Sphenostylis stenocarpa
Lineage: Eukaryota; Viridiplantae; Streptophyta; Magnoliopsida; Fabales; Fabaceae
Source: the annotation of a GenBank genome assembly
AUGGCUGCCCAACCCAAACCUCAGAACGGACCCAUAUCAAACAUUGUCAUCAUCGUUGCUAUGGAAACGGAGGCACUUCCGGUGGUGAAUAGAUUUCAGCUCACUCGUGACCCUCCCUCUCCGUUUCCAGAAGGAGUUCCUUGGGUCCGUUAUCGUGGGACAUUCAAAGAUCUCAGUAUAAACUUGAUUUGGCCUGGAAAAGAUCCAGCUUUGGGGGUUGAUAGUAUAGGCACAAUACCAUCUGCUCUUGUAACAUAUGCUGCUAUUCAAGCAUUACAACCCGACUUGAUCAUCAAUGCAGGCACUACUGGUGGCUUCAAGGCCAAAGGAGCUAGUAUUGGGGAUAUUUUCAUUAUAUCAGAUUGUGCUUUUCAUGACAGAAGAAUACCUAUACCUGGUUUUGAUCUGUAUGGAGUUGGUUUACGUAAAGCAUUUGAUACACCUAACCUUAUAAAGGAGCUUAAUCUAAAGGUGGGUAAAUUGUCUACUGGUGACUCUUUAGACAUGACACAGCAGGAUGAAUCAUUAAUCAUGGCAAAUGAUGCCACAGUUAUAGAUAUGGAGGGAGCAGCUAUUGCUUAUGUUGCUGACCUUCUGAAAGUUCCUGCAAUUUUUGUAAAAGCUGUGACUAAUAUCGUUGAUGGCGACAAACCAAUUGUAGAAGAAUUCCUGCAGAAUUUGGCAGCUGUAGCUGAUGCACUUGAUCCUGCUGUUGAACAAGUUAUUAAUUUUAUUAAUGGAAAGUAUGUAUCUGAACUUUGA